Strongyloides ratti is the source of this 6969-nucleotide messenger RNA. Its product is annotated as Protein unc-79 homolog. The record is from RefSeq and is a predicted model, not a curated record. Gene Ontology annotation, molecular function: protein binding. The coding region runs from base 1 to 6969 and encodes 2322 amino acids. Lineage: Eukaryota; Metazoa; Nematoda; Chromadorea; Rhabditida; Strongyloididae. The transcript has 7 exons.
AUGGCCUAUUUACUAAAGUAUUAUACAUUUUCUGCAAAAAUUAAAACAUUAAGUGAGUUUCACACAAGAAUUGCAACAAACCAACAAAUACCAAGUAAUGCCGAAAUAAUAACAACAUUACGAUAUUUUCAGCAAACACUUGUUGGAUUUCUUAAAGAACUUCCACAAGAUAAGCGGUAUAUAUUAAAAAAAUACACGCCUGAAGUAAGCAGACAAUCAGUUUUUCCAAAUUUAAAUUAUUCUGGAUUAUUAUAUGGUUUAAUAAAUCUUUUAGAUAUUUUCCCUCAAAUAACAUCAGGCCAACAAGCAAUUGGUGAAGCAAUAUUAGAUGUUUUCCGGGCGUUGUACUACUUUUUGGAUCGUGAAAAUUUGGAUCAAUUACCUUAUGCUAUUUGUUCACUUCUGGAAAUAUUUCCUGAUGAAUUAGGAAGAAGAAUUGUACAUGUUGUUUGUGAUUGUAUCAUGCCAUAUUUAUUAACAGAUGAUGGAGCAGGAGAACCAAAUAUUAUAAUUGUACUUUUAAUGAUAUUUCAAUAUAAUAAAAAUAGAUCAUUUCACACUUGGGCAUUAGAAUCAUUUAUGGGAAUAAAAAAUGAUUUAUAUAGUGAUGUUAUAAAAGUUAUUGCUAAAGGUUCUUCUGAAUCAAGAAUCACAGCAGCAAAUUUACUUUUUCAUUAUUGGCCAAUAAAUAAUCCAAAUAUUUUGCAUAGAAAACAAAUUCAAUAUCGUGUUCAGGCAUGGAGUCCAGUAAAAUGUGAAAUAUUAAAUUGUAAUGAUAAAGCACAAAGUGUUAAAGUUUGUUAUGAUCCAGAAAUUUGUGCAAAAUAUGGUGAUUUAGCACCACCAUUAUUUAUAUGUAAAGGAUGUUCUUCUGAUAUACAAUCAGAAGUUCCAUUAAAAUAUAUUCAACAACCAAUGACUUCUGCUAAUAUAGUUAUAUGUCAAAACAAAGGCUGUGAAUCUUCAAAUAGAAUGGCAGUAGGUACAUGCUUUGAUGAAGAUUGUAUUCGAGCUCAUUCUUUUGUUCCAAUAAGACUUUGUCAAGAAUGUAUAACAUGCCUUCAUGAAGGAAAAACAAAUAAACAUAGAAGACAAAUGACAAUUCAAAAUAUUUGGGGAAAUCCAAUAGAAUUUUUAAUGAUUGAAGCAAUUGUUAAAUUAUUAAAAGAAACAUCUUAUCAAUUAGAAUCAUCAGAAGUUGAUGUUAAACGACCAAAAUGGCUUCGUCAAUUGGAAGCAGGGCAAACAAUAGGAACAGAUGUUGAUACAAUGAAUGAUGAAAGAAGAAUGUUAAGUCGAUUUGGUGUUUGGAUGAUGUCUGCAUUAUGUCCACCAACAAUAGAUGCAACUAAAGAAUCUGUUGGUUAUAUACUUGCAAUGAUAUUUCAAUGGUUUACAACAACUGCACUUUUACCUAAUGAUACUAUGGGUUCACAAUUGGAACAAUUGAAGGUUGAUUUUGUUUCAAAUUGGGUAAAUAUGGCUUUAACAAACCACUAUGAUGUGUUUAUAGAAAUUUUAAGUCCAAAUUUACCAGAAUACGGUAAAGUUGGUGGUAUUUGGGACAAAUUAUGUCAUAAAAAAGAACAAAUGAAAGAAGGAUUAUCAAAAUUGUUAGCAUUAAUGCCAUAUGAUAUUAUUUCAUUAGAUGCAUGGAAUAAAUUGAUGCCAUUAUGGCUUCAAGCAAUGUGUCAAGAUAUAAGUGAUGAUGAAAUUAAUGAUUUAAAAAUAUUAUUAUGUAAAAUUUUUGAACCAGAUUUAUGUCCAUUACCAUUCGAAACUGAAAAAGUUUAUGGAUUUAUGUCAGAUCGUUUAGAAAAUGGUGAUAAAGAUGACAUUUUAAAUGUACUUCAAUGGUUACAUCUUUUAACAAGAAUAGAUAUAACAAUACAAUUAAAUAUGCUUCUUGAUAUGUUUAAUAAAUGUGCUUUACAUUUAAUGAAAGAAAAUUUUUUUAUUUGUGCUAAUUCUAUACCUGAAGAUGAGAUAAAUGAUUUGGAACCAGUUGAUAGUCCUUUAUUAAUUCAAGUUAUAAUGUCAGAUAUUUUAUUAAAACAAAUGGAAUUAAAUACUGGAAAUGAAAAUUCUUUUAAUGAUAUAACAAAAAAAAUAUUUCACAUAGAAGCAUUACUUUUAGAUUAUCCUAUUGUAAAAGUUAACGAUUCAGAAGGUACUAUAAAAAAUGGUCAUACAUGUCAAAAUCCAGAAACAGAUCAAUUUGCUGAUUGUGAUUUUUGCCAACAAGCUGUUUUUUUAUAUCAAUCAUUAAUGGAACUUUUAAUAAAAAUUGUACCUCAAAAUGAAAUUGAUUUUAGAAAGUUAGAAGAAGAAGAAAUGGAAAGAAAUGCUUAUAAUUCAGAUCAAAAUUAUACAAAUGAUGGUAAUAUUAAACAAUCUAAAGGUUCUAGUGCAUUAUCACCUUUACUAUCAUUUGAUGCUUCUGGAACAAUAAUAAAUACUUCACUUAUGUCAACAUUAUCUGGAGGUGGUAUAACACAAGGAAAUGUUUUAUCUCCAACAAGUGGAAAUAGUGAAUUUACUGAAGCUAUUUUAUCAUCAUCAGAUGUUAUAGAAUUAGCUGAACCUCCACCUUUACCAUUAGUAGAUGAUGAUGAAGUUUCAAAAAAUGAAACUAAAGUAGAGUCACUCUCUACUGGAGAUGAAUCUAAAAAUGAAAGUAAUUCUAAUUGUGAUAGUGAUGGUAUUGAUAAUUUGAAUAAUAGACAAAUAUGGAAAACUGCAGCUGGAAAAUUUAAAUUUAAAUUAUGUGAUUUACCAUCACAACUUCGAUUAAUUUAUUCUUUAUUAAAAAAUAUUGAUAAAGAAGUAGAUCCUGAUGCACAAUAUUUUUUAUUAGAAUGUCUUAAAUAUCUUUGUUUGCAUUAUGAUUCUUUUAGUAAACUUAAAAAAGAACAUCGUGGUUUUAUAAUAUGGCUUCAAGAAAAUUUACUAAUACCAAAACUUUAUACACUUCUUCGUAGUGAUUAUUCACAAGUUGGUCAAUUAGCAGUUAAAUUAAUAAGUUAUGCUAUAACACUACCCUAUGGAGAAGAAAUUUUUUGGAAUAUUAUAAAUGAUGAAUUUACUAGUGAAGAUUGGAAAAUACGUUUUAAAGCUGUAGAAAGAGUUUUUAUUUUAGCACAUUUUGUUGCUAUAAAACCUUUAAAAUUAAACAAACUACUUAUGACAAGUUUAUCUUGUGCAUUUUGUCAUCUUAUCAUUAGUGCAAAUGAUCCUAAUUGUUCUGUAUCACAAAGAGCAAUAUUAUCAAUACAAGCACUUCCAUCUACAUCUCUUCAAAUUAUAAGUUUAUGUUUAGAAGCUCAAUUUGAUUCAUGUAUUAUUGAUAGACCUCUCAUUAUUCAACGGUUACAACUAUUAACACAACUUAUACCAAAUGAUCAACAAAUAUUAUCAUGGGACUUUUUUAUUCAACAUUUUGAAACAUUAGCUUUAGAAGCACAAAUAAAAAAUCAAGGUGGUGAAAGUACUUUUGUACAAGAUUUACUUCAUACAAAUCCAACAUCAGAUUUAUAUCAAAAAAAAGUAACUAAAGCACGUAAAAGUUUAAAUGAAGCUAGUCAUGUUAGAAGUAUUGUUAAAUCAUUAAGAAUUAAUUCAUUAAAACAUCAAUUAUCUACAAGUAUUAAAGAAAAUGAUAUUCAAAAGGAGGAAGCUGCCAAAGCUUCAAGUCGACGAGGUCGUAGAAGUGCUAUUCGUGAUAGUACGCUAGGCACAACUGCACGCUUCAAAUUGAAAAAAGUAUUAAUGUAUCUUAGAGUAAUAGGAGCUUUUAAAAAAGUUGGUGGCUCCCUUUCUGCUGCAAAUUUUUUUUCUAGUAAUAUUUUUUCAAGAAGAAGUCCAUCCCCAGGACCUGAGCAAAAAGAGAUUUGUGGUGAAUUAGAAAAUGUUAAUGGAAUUAAUAAUUUAUUUAAAUUUUCAAAUGGUUUAUCUACAAAUGAUGAAAGAAGUAGUCAAAAAAAUGAUGGAAAAUCUUCUGCUUGUCAGGAUUCUGGGGAGGGUGUUAACGAGAAAGCUUCAAUUACAUAUUAUAAAAGUGAUCAAAAUGAAAAUUCUCCUAGUUCUAGAGAAGGUUUAAUUGAAGGAAGUGGAAGAACAAACAAUAAAAAGUAUACUUGUGGAGGUGGUGUAAAAGAUUAUGUAGAAGAAGAGACAAAUUUAUGUUUAUUAUUAAAUCGUGUUGUAGAUCUUGAAAAUCCAGAAAGACAUACAUUAUAUUUAAUUAUUUCAUUAUUUUGUGAUUUUCUUUGUAAUACUAAAUCAGCAUGUGAUGAAAAGUCAGCUGCAAAAAAACAAAGUAUACUUUUACGUCAUUUUAAUACAUUAUUAGGAUAUUCACAUUCUGAAAAAUGUUUUAUUGUUCCUGCUAUAAGAUUAAGAAAAUCUGCAGUAUGUAAUGCUUUUAUGAAUGGUUUACCAGAAAUAUUAGAUUGUAAUCUUCUUAUUGGUAAUCAAAUGCUUCUUAUAAUAGUUCAACUUUUACAUCAUUUACCAUCACCUAAUACUUUAAUAAAUCAAACACAAAAUGAUCAAUAUACUUUAUCACUAUUAACUCCAUUAGUUAGACAAACAUGGUUAAAUACUUUAAUUCUAAUUUUAUAUAAAUAUCGUUUUGAUAAUCCUCCAAUAUCAGAUAUAAUGAUAAAACUAAUUAAUAUUGUUCUUGGAACAUUAGAUCUUCAAUGUCAUACUUGUACUGUUGGAAAGAUUAAUAAUGAUGAUUUAAUUGAUUGGAGUGAAUAUUCUGAUGAAUCUGGAGCAUCAGAUAUAGAAGAAUAUUCUAUUAAUCCAGCCUCUGAAACAAUAUUAGAAGAAGUAGAAGAAGGAACAAGUACAUAUUCACUUACAAAGAAUGUUGAUGAUGAAGAAUGUGAAAAAACUUUAAAAAUAUCAAGUAUUGUUGAUGAAAAUGUAGGAGAAAAAUUAUCGAUGAGUAGACCAAAUUCAUUAACAGCAAUAUCUAUAAAAUCAAAAGAUUUUACCUCUACUAAUACAUUUUCUGAUAAAAUUGAAUACCAAAAACUUAAAGAUAGAAGUUCAAACUAUAGAAAAAAGAAAGAUCAUGUUAUAAUGAAAAAAACAAAAAAAAUAAAAAAUGUAUCUUCUCAACCAAAUUAUAAUGAAUUAGUAGAGUUUCGUUGUGGAAAUUGUAAUGAACCAUUAAAAAAUUUUGAUGAGGAAAGUUUAUCUUUGUGUGUUAUUGCUUUAGAAACAUUUUGUCAACGUGAACCAACAAUGGCUGCUCCAAUAUUAUUAAAAAUUUUAAUGACUGUAAGUAAAUUUAUUGAAACACCCUUAUAUUCAUGGCAUGAAACAACAUUAUUUGUUCCUGGUAAUUCAAGAUCAACAGCAAAACAACUUUUAAGAGUUAUUUUUCAUCAGCUUUCAAAUUGUGGAAUUGCUUAUCAAUUAUUUGAUAGUAAAAUUGAAAAUCCUAUACGUUUCUGGACAACAGUUUCAUUUUCUUUGACUGAUUUUAAUGAAUUAAAUCCAAUUUCAUUAAUAAAUUGUUUACUAGAAGAUUUAAGUAAUGAUUGGCCACAAAAUAAUAGAUUAGGAAGAGCUUUAUUUAAUUUAGCUGCUUAUGUUCAGACAUUACCAACAGAUAAUUAUUUAAAUACCUGGUCAACAGCUGUAUCUCUAUUAGAAACAUUUUUUAGAAAAUAUUAUUCUAGUAUAAUAUCUAGUGGAGAUAAUGGAAAUCAAGGAGAAGAAAAAAUAACAUCAGAAUUAAAAUGUUCUAUAAUUGUUAUGAAAAAAGUUAUGAAAAUUCAAAAUUUUUCAACAUUUAAAAGUUCUGCUUCAUUAGUUGAAGCAUAUUCUAAAUGGUUAACUGAAAGUUUACAUCAUACUAAAAUUGAUUUAAUUGAUUUACUUGGAAUUUGUACUGCUUGUAAUAGAGCUUUAAUACGUGAACGUGAUAAACAAUGUAUAACUAAAGCUGUUGUUUUUGAAUUAAUUCAAGCUAUUAAAUUUAAAGUUAAAUUACAUGAAAAUAAUUAUCUUAGAAUUGUUGAUUUAAUUCUUCAAGAUACAGGUGAAUUAGUAUCUGUUGAAAUUACAGAUGAUCAAUAUAAUACAGGAGCAUCAGAUGCUGUAAAACCUUAUAUGAAUGAUAUUUUAGAAUUUGUUGCUGAGAUACAUGUAUUAUCACGAUUAAAAAAACAAACAAAAACUGACUCUGUUGGUGGAGAAUUUAAAGCAGGUUUAGCAAAAAUUGUAGCUGUAGAAAUGUCAAGAAAUUCAGGAAGAGAUAAUAGACCUGUUAUAAGAUAUAUUCCAUGGUUAUUAUCACCACCAAAUGUAACACAAGCUGCACCAGGUGCAUUUGCUGAAUCUGUGACAAAUGUUAGAAUAUUAUCAUGGCUUUUACUUGGAGCUUUACAUUCAAAAGCAGGUUGUACUCCUAUUCCUAUUGAAUCAUCAAAUCAGAUGGCUGAUUAUAUUCAUUUUGUUUUAGCUGGAUUUGCUGAUCAAUCAAAACAAUCAGUUGUCCAUAUGUCAGCUUUAUUUCAUGCUUUUCAUUUAUGCCAAAUAUGGACUGUUUAUUGUGAACAGCAUGCCAUAACAUGUAAUUCUUCAGAUGUUGCCACAAAGACAAUGAAUUAUAUACUAGAUUUUUGGAGUCGUGUAACUCCAGCAAUUCUUCAAUUACUUUCUCAUUCAAAAGUAUUAGCAGAUAUGGUUAAUCUUCAUUUUGUUAAUACAAUGCAAGCACUUCAACAAGUAAAUUCAGCUGUCCUCUGUCAAUUAUAUCCUAUGUGGCAACCAAUACUUACAGCAUACCAUAAUCAAAUACCUACUCAAUUAAGAGUUAAAUUAGAAGCAUGUGAAAAUCAACCUUCAUUACAAAUACAUGAUAUUUAUUCAUGGAUAAAAAGAGUUAGAUUUAAAAUUAGUCAAAUAGAACUUCAAACUAGUGCUGCAUCACCAUUUUAUAAUGUAUAG